AUGCAACGACCAUGUCAGCUGAUGUUGGAAACUUUGAAUCAGCCCAUUCUCCUGUGGGAUCCUCGUGCCGUGUGUUUGCUCAGUGGCUUGGCUUCAGUAAAAUCUGUUUUGGAGGUUACAGGUUGGUGUGGGGAGCAUGAGGCAGGGACCGGCCCGGUGGUGGAGGUUGUGGAAGUUUUGGGGGGGGGGGCGGGGGGGGGGGGGGGUUCUGGUGGGCGAGGUUGUGGAAGUUUUGGGGGGGGGUUCUGGUGGUGGAGGUUGUGGACUCCCCGCGGGACGACACCAGAUUCUGAGAAAGCAGCAGCAGUCACGUUGAUCCCUGUGCGGGACACUAAAUCACGCAGAGCUUCCGUACGGCUCCCUCCGUGA
Molecule: messenger RNA, 369 nt
Organism: Knipowitschia caucasica
Lineage: Eukaryota; Metazoa; Chordata; Actinopteri; Gobiiformes; Gobiidae
Source: the annotation of a GenBank genome assembly